Truncatella angustata is the source of this 1125-nucleotide messenger RNA. RefSeq names its product Lactonase, 7-bladed beta-propeller-domain-containing protein. The record is from RefSeq and is a predicted model, not a curated record. NCBI's taxonomy places the organism in Eukaryota, Fungi, Ascomycota, Sordariomycetes, Amphisphaeriales, Sporocadaceae. Bases 1 to 1125 code for a protein of 374 amino acids. Gene Ontology annotation, molecular function: protein binding; 6-phosphogluconolactonase activity. The transcript has 3 exons.
AUGUAUAACCGGCUGCGUCUUGGCGCUCUUCUGGGCUUCUUCACCACCAUCAAUGCCGCAACGCACGAACUCAUUGUCGGCACCUUCGGUACUAAGGCAUUAUAUACGCUCGAGUUCGACGACGAAGCGCUCACCUUGGAACUUGUGGCCAACACAUCGGUCCCGGUUGCUGGGUCAUGGCUAGCUCUAAGUCACGACAAAUCCAACCUUUAUAGCACAGCCUACCAGGCAUCCAGUCCCGCAUUCGUGAGCUACUCGGUCGCCAACGCGACGAGCAUAACCCACGAUGUCACCGUCCCCGCCGGAGGCAAUUGCACCGCCAGCGCCAUCUUCGCGGUGGCCGACCCCAACCCUCCGCACAGCGUAUACGGGGCCUUCUUCGGCUCGAACGCGGGAUGCGGCGCCGUCCUGUCCGUGGACGAGUCCGGCAGGCUGGAAUCGGCUGUCCAGAACUACACCUACUCCAGCUCGUCGGCCGUCCACGGCACCGCGUUCAGCCCGGACUCCAAGUUCCUGUACUCUGCCGACGACAGCGGCAACACGCUCUGGACGCAUAGCAUUGACCCCACAACCGGAGAAGUGGCCUUCGUCGCCAACCUCACUGCGCCGUCCACGGGCGCCCACCCGCGACAUGUCGCCGUGCACCCCCAGGGCAAGUACCUGUAUGUGAUCCUCGAGGGAUCCAGCCAACUCGCGCAGUACGCCAUCGACGGGGACACCGGGGUCCCGUCCGCGCAGAACGCGACGUACGCCCUGCUGCCGCCCGGCGAGGAUGCCAAGAACUACUGGGCGGACGAGGUGGCGCUGUCGCCCAGCAAUGACUACCUCUGGGCCACGAACCGCGGGCGCGGCGCGAACGCCACGGGCUACAUCUCGGCAUUCGCGCUGGAUGGCGAGGGGCGCAUCCUGGGGCAGAACUUCCUGCUCCCGACGACUUCGAGCGGUGGUGCGGCCAAUAGUGUUGCGCCGAGCCCAUUCGCUGAUCGCUUUGCCGCGCUGACGGAUAGCUCGGUCGGCUUCGUGGAGAUCUGGGAGCUGGCUGCUGAUGCGAGCUCGGCAAACGUUGUUGCGCAUCUCGACUUGAUUGACGGUGGGUGUUGCGCGAAUGCUGUGUGGUACUCAUAG